Molecule: messenger RNA, 363 nt
Organism: Clonostachys byssicola
Lineage: Eukaryota; Fungi; Ascomycota; Sordariomycetes; Hypocreales; Bionectriaceae
Source: the annotation of a GenBank genome assembly
AUGGCAAUCAGCAAGCUCCUUAGACUGUUUCGAUUGCAGAUGUGCCUUCUUCUGACUCAGCAGGACAGCUCCAGCAAGUAUCUUCGAAUACUCGGCCGAAUCCAGUAUCUGCAAACGGACGCGGAAUAUAACUCUCGAUCAGCAGAGUAUCAUGAGCCAACCGAAGAUUCAGUCGAAAGCUUGGGCACGCGCUUGAAGAUAUCUCUGCCUGAAAGCUGCGGAGUUAUUCGCGCUACAGAAGAGAACCAGGCUCCUGAGGCUGUUUCGAUUGCAGAUGAUAUCUAUAUCAUCGAAUCCGAGUCCGGGGCUAAUGUCCCCUGGUGCCCGGAAUAUUCGGCUUCCGUUGAGUCCGGGCCCAGGUGA